Anopheles gambiae (African malaria mosquito) is the source of this 3837-nucleotide messenger RNA. Its product is annotated as mesoderm induction early response protein 1. Gene Ontology annotation, biological process: negative regulation of transcription by RNA polymerase II. Gene Ontology annotation, cellular component: nucleoplasm. The transcript is spliced from 4 exons. The coding region runs from base 38 to 1624 and encodes 528 amino acids. Gene Ontology annotation, molecular function: transcription corepressor activity; histone deacetylase binding. Lineage: Eukaryota; Metazoa; Arthropoda; Insecta; Diptera; Culicidae. The record is from RefSeq and is a predicted model, not a curated record.
CCUUCUCUUCCUUCCUUCGGCGUAAAGGACUGCGAAUAUGCCUACCGAGGAGGAACAGCAACAGCCCGGAACAGGUGACGCACAGCAACAAGAACAGCUAGAACCUCCAUCAACGGCAGCGAGCAAAGAAAGCCCGGCCACAGUACCAACGGCAACCAGUGACGCGACAGUGGAGAAUGAACAAAAGUCUGAUACCUGCAAGGCGGAAAGGAGAUCGAUGGAGGAAGAAUCAUCGCCACAAACGAAAUCUGAACCAUCUUCUACAAAAGACGUAGAAGAGGAUCGGAAAACAGAGCAGGUAGUUCCAGUGGAUAGUACCAGUGCGUCCGAGCAUGUAAAAAAAGAUGAGUCACAUUCGGAAGCGACAAAAGGAGAUUCUAGUCCGACACCGCAGCAGCAGCAGGAGUUGUCGACAUCUUCGUCGGAUGAAGUGCCUGCGCUGGUGAAAGGUCCUCCAACUCCGAUACCGAGCCGGCAAGACGAGGACGAUGACGAGGAGGAAGAGGAUGAUGAGGGUGACAAUGAGGACCAGGAGGAGCAGCAACAGUCGUCACAACCUCAGCGGCAACAGCAGCGCAGCAGCAAACAGCGAAGCGCUGGCAGCCGGGACGGCUACAACAAUGAGGACGAGCCGCAGAACCAACGGCAGGAUCAGUCGCAAACACCCACCGGGGGCCAAUACUACGAGGACGACGAGGAGGACGACGAGGACGAGGGCGAAGAGCCGUCCGAGCUGCGGCAACUCUUCGAACCGAUCAAUGAUUCGCAGGCGCUGAGCGAGGACGAGGAGGACGGCGACUACAUACCGGACGAGGAGGUGAAGAAGACGAUCAUGGUGGGCAGCGACUUUCAGGCCGUCAUACCGGAAGGGUUGUGCCGGUACGACGAUGCGCUGCCGUACGAGAACGAGGACAAGCUGCUCUGGAACCCGACGAUACUGAACGAGCAGCAGAUCGAGGACUAUCUGGUAAAGAUUACUGCCCCGGGUGGUGGUGGUUUGGGAGCGGGCGGUGGUGCCGGUGCACCCGCCGGACAGCAGGGCAGCAGGGCUGCCGCUGGUGCUGCAAACGAGGCGCAGCCGAACAGCGUGUACGCGCUACCGCUCGGGAACCAUCUGCGGGACGACGAGCAGUCGCUGUACCUGCUGCAGCAGUGCGGACACAACGUGGACGAAGCGUUACGCCGCAAGCGCAUCAGCAACAAUGCGGUACCGGUGCCGGAGCAGCAGAUGAGCAUCUGGUCGGAGGAGGAGUGCCGCAACUUCGAGAAUGGGCUGCGCGUGCACGGAAAAGACUUUCACAUGAUUCAGCAGACGAAGGUACGCACCCGGUCCGUCGGCGAGCUGGUACAGUUCUACUACCUGUGGAAGAAAACCGAACGGCACGAUCUGUUCGCGAGCAAGGCGCGGCUCGAGAAGAAAAAGUACAACCUGCACCCGGGGCUGACCGACCACAUGGAUCGGUUUCUGGAGGAGCAGGAAAACAGUACCGGGUUCGGGGACCGCAGCUCGUCGCCGGGCUUCAACAGUCUGUACAGUAGCGCGUCGGAAGCGAAGCGACAGCGGCUGCUCGACUCGAAAGAUAACAACACUGCCUCCACGAAGCGUUCCGCCUCGAACCUGUGACUCGUGGUAAGGCGGAAGGGAUUGAAGUUGCGGCUGAAGGAGCGCAAAUAAAGGCUGGGGGAAGAGGAGAGCAAAAAAGUAAAAAAUAAAUGAAUAAAGACCGGCACAGCUGACACCGCAACUAUCGACAUUCGCCUUUCGUCGUCACACGCUGGCGGGGAUGAUGAUCCUCGCUUCUCAUCGUCAACGUCAAAUCAAUCGUCAUUUGUUUCAUCGGGUUUUUGCAACUGCGCUAUGGUUUUUGUAGUAGUAGUAGUGUUAGUAGCUGCAACAACGGCUAUUGGUGGUGGGGUUUUAAACUGGCCACAGGUUUUGUUCUUUUACCUACAGCAAUACCGAGCAUGGACACGGAACAAAAGCCGAGAUUGUGCGAAGAUUUUAGCGUAGAAGGACGAGGAAUUAUAAGGCAGGACCCUUUUCAUUUGCUUUUAUAAAGUGUACUUGUGUGUGUGUGACUUUAGGGUAGAUUAUGGAAUGGGAAGAAGCAUUUGUAUCGUGAGCACACGUGUAUUAAGCUCAGGCGCACACUAACUAACACACUUCUCAGUAGGGAUGUUUUGUACUGUUGAUCUUUCUCCGCCGCCCGUUUUGUAACCUUUAGCUAGUAAGAAGCAGAUGUACCUCUGCCGCCUGGCCGGAUGGAUUCUGAUGUAUUGUGUUUUGUAAAAAGAAUAAACUAACAUCGCUAUCGUACACAUAUAAAGAUAUAUAUGUUGAAUGUUAUACACGGAAAGCGUACCAGAUACCUGUUUUAUUUUUUUCUGUUUGCUUUAGCUAAUAAGAGACCAAGUGUGCUGAUCGAUCGACUCAGCAACACAAUAACAGUAAAAAAACAAUAGGUGAUUGCGAGAGUAUUGAUUUUUUAGGCUUUGUGUGUGAGGUGUAUUGCCAGUUAGUGUUUUACAGGGUUUCCCAUGGGUUCUCAUAGUUGCGAGACACUUAUUUGACUCUUUCUUAUGGGAAGGGAACUUUAUAUGAUUUAAAUUGGACUCUGUGGCACCUUUUUUGGAUAAGCUCCUUGGAAAUUCCUAUUGGAUUUGCCCAACAAGGGUGCUAUAGAGUCCAAUUUCCCAUUAUAUUAGGUUCGUUUCACGCAAGUAAGGGUCAAAAAGGUGUCCCACAGCUAUGAGGACUCCUGGAAAACCCUGUAUUAUUGUGUGUAUUGUGCGAAGAGAACGGACGGCAUAAAACGCACACUGGAAGAACCUUUUUUAAUCGGAACUGUUCCGCCUUAUUCCCAUGAAUUGGAUGCCCGUUUACGGUCGAUGUGUACAGUAGCGGGAAGGAUAUUAUUCAUCAUACAGUGAAAACAUUAAUUUAUCUAAUGCCAUCUCAUGAACAGCCCUUCCCUUUUAAUACUAAUCCGGUUUCCUUUGUAUGAAAAGCUGUAAAAUACAUGAACACCCUCUAAAACAGAAUAUACGCAUAAGAAGAAUUAUUGUACGUUUGUAAAAGUAAGAGGCAUUUGCAAGAAGAACAUAUAUAUAUAUAUUAUACGAUAGAAGUGUAUACAAUUGGUGUGAAGGGUGAGGUCGUGGUAGAGAGAGAGAAAGAGAGAGUGAGAUAGAAAGCUUAUUUCGUGGAAUGGAAUGAAUUGUGGGAAGUAUUUUCGUAUUAUUUUUGUAUAAAAAUUGCUUGGAGGAAGAACAAUUACAAUGCAGCAGAUUGAAUUUCCAGAAAAUGAAGUAAGAGAGAGAGACAGAGAAGCUUAGGAGCAGGUUACAAAAUGAUCUUGAGAAACGUCAAUCGCUCUUUGUGUGGAAAGGAAAAUGAAAGGAAAAUCUUACUUUUUGGAGGACAAAAGUCGUAUGUGUUUUAAAAACAUUUAGAUAUCAAACAGAAGAAAUUGAAGUGAAAAAAGCUAAAACGUAAAUAUAAUAAUUCAAAAAGCUUAAUCAUACUUUCGGUACUCUUGAAUAAAACUUUGUACUCUUGGCAUAAUCAAACAAAGCAAAAACAGUAUCAAUACAAAAAUAACAAAAAAAACAUGCAUUUAAUGGAAAAUAUUAUAGGAAUAUGUCGGAGAAACAUGGAUCGAUGAAAACAAUCGAUUUCAAAUUUGAUUGAAAAAUUUGUUUCACACAAUGAGCAGGGAGACGUUUGCAGCAAUGGGAUUAGAGGAACAGCAGUCAGAAAGCUGAAUUGUAAGCUGGUGAACAAUGUAAAAGGGCAGUGUUUUGGGGAAGUAAAAACUACUAACUGAAAAUGAAAAA